UGCUUGAGACGAAAAAUCGAGAACAGUAUAUACUAUUGUCGCUCCUGCUUCUUUCUUUUUUUCUUCCCUAAAUCUAGCAAAAUGGGUAAAGUCAAAUGCGCGGAUUUGAGGACAAAAGACAAGAAGGAGCUGCUCAAGCAGCUGGAGGAGCUCAAAACUGAGCUUACUAACUUGAGGGUUGCGAAGGUCACAGGAGGAGCUGCUUCCAAGCUUUCCAAGAUUCGUGUUGUCCGCAAGGCUAUCGCACGUGUGUACAUUGUUAUGCACCAGAAACAGAAGGAGAAUCUGCGCCUUCUGUAUAAAAACAAAAAAUACAAGCCUUUAGAUCUGAGGCCGAAGAAGACCAGAGCCAUUCGAAGGAAGCUUACUCCUUUCCAAGCUAGCCGCAAAACCCUCAAAGAAAUCAGAAAAAAGUCGGUGUAUCCACCAAGAAAGUAUGCUCUGAAAAUCUAAGUUAAGGUUUGCUUAUAAUAAAAUAAAUUCUUAAUAAUA
Phymastichus coffea is the source of this 492-nucleotide messenger RNA. Its product is annotated as large ribosomal subunit protein uL29-like. Gene Ontology annotation, cellular component: ribosome; cytosolic large ribosomal subunit. Gene Ontology annotation, molecular function: mRNA binding; structural constituent of ribosome. The record is from RefSeq and is a predicted model, not a curated record. The transcript is spliced from 3 exons. Lineage: Eukaryota; Metazoa; Arthropoda; Insecta; Hymenoptera; Eulophidae. The coding region runs from base 82 to 453 and encodes 123 amino acids. Gene Ontology annotation, biological process: maturation of LSU-rRNA from tricistronic rRNA transcript (SSU-rRNA, 5.8S rRNA, LSU-rRNA); translation.